AGUCAAAUUCUCUAAUCUUGACAUUUAGUUUUAGUUGAUUUUAAAUACUGACAGUGACACGCAAAAAACUGACCAACUGUGAAUGUGGCUGACUCUUCGUACACCUACCAGGCCUACAGGCUGCAGAGCCAAGUUAUCAACGCCACGAGAUACUUCAUACUUUUACAAGACCAGAGUGAGACAUGGCACAACCCCCGUCUUAUGGGACUGCGCCACCCCCUUAUGAGGGUGGCCCUGCAGGUAAAGCGCCAGUUGGUUACCCGGCUGGAGCUGCCUACCCUCAGGGUGGGAUGUAUCAGCCUGCUGGGGCAGGAGGGGGAUAUCAGCCAGCAGGUGCAGUGCCAGGUUACCAGGGAUAUGUGGCAGUACAGCCUCAGAGUACAGUGGUUGUGGUUGGUGGGUGCCCCUCAUGCAGGGUGGGUUUACUGGAGGAUGAUUACACCUGUCUCGGGGUCUGCUGUGCCAUAUUGUUUUUCCCAAUCGGAAUCCUCUGCUGCCUGGCUAUGAAGCAAAGGCGGUGCCCAAAUUGCGGUGCUGUGUUUGGUUGAAACCGGAGGUGCUGAUAUCAAUUUGCUGUAUGCCAGAUGUGUUCCUCUGUCAGUGAUUCAUAUCUGUUCUGGCAUCGGUUAGGCCAAAAAACAAUACGUUAUUUGUUAAUCUGUAUAUACCAUGUAUUGUAACACCUACCAAGGAGCGUUUAGGCUUCCUGGUGCCGAGGGACAUGAUAUUUUCAUUGGAAGACAUAUCAGCAUAUUGAGGCAAUGAAAUGUGAGAACACUGCAUCUGUGACGUGAAGUUCUUAUUCAACUGGGGUCAUAUCCAGUCAUUUUGGGGGGAAAAUAACCAAAAGAUAAAAGACGAUAAGUAGGUUUUGUUGACUGAUACAGUACAAAUGUUCACACUUACAGUGUAGAGAUUUAGCAAGAACUUUGGGGACAUUUUGAUCUGUUCCCAUUGUUAAGGGUAUUUCUCUGCUUUCUAACAGGGACAAUUGUAAACGAAAAGUAAAUCAGUUUUAGGAUGUAAAAUAAUCAAAACUAAUGUCAAAAUGUUCGACAUAAUUUAUUCCCCCUUGAAGGAAAAAAUGACGCCCUGUGUAAACAAAGUCAGUGUUUAAUGUGUGAAAAUUUAAAUUAUAUUUGUGCAUGGUUAAUCAGUAAAGUCAUUUGUGAAGAUUUUACCAAUGAUUCCCAAAAAUAUGGUGCAAAAUGAAGACAUAUAUAAUGUCUGUUGUGUAACCUUUUGCAUGGAUACAUCAAAUGCUGUCACUGAUGUAAAUAUAGUCUGGAUAUUGUUUCUAAUGUAAUCUUGAUUUAAUUUUGAUGCGAUUUACAUUUCUUCGUUCAGUUAAACCACCCAGCCCAUUGUCCUCGAUUCUAGUAGGCUUUUUUCAGUUUGCCUAUACAGUGCUUUGCGUGUUCUGGUGCUUAUUUGUCCUAAUGCUUUACGUAACCCAUGUGACAUGUCAUUUUAUACUGUUAAAUCAGAAGUGUGGAUUUAUCAGAUAUGGUACAUGUUGACAGGAUGUAUAUGUUACAUUGUGACUUCAAUCUUGGCAGGACACAUUAGCAAUGUACACCUGCUAUGGGUAUCUUAGCUGUCUUUAUUCUGACACAUAAGUAAGCAGUUUAUGACAUUUUGUUAUAGUGGUUAUAUUCCUGUAGAAAUCCUUGUCUUACAUGUGGAUAAAAAUAAUAUUAAGAACAGUGUUAGUGCUUUUUGUUAGUAAUUUGCAUAGGACUGUAAGUGGACAAUUCAUGUACUUGUCCCAUAGGUCUGUACCAAAAAAAAUCUGUGAUAUUGAAUCAUUAAAGCAACUCUAUUUGCAGCUUCUGGAGUUUUACAAAGCCUUCUGAAAUCACUUUCAGCUUGAUUUUGGAGUGCUCGGGAGAGUUUCCAAAAGUGGAUGUUUAAAUCAAGGAUAAAGCCAAAAUAUCCAUGUAUCCCCAGCUCACAUUUCCUUUUGUCCAGUUUAUGUGCCUUUUUUAAUCCCACCUGUCUUCUGACUUACAAUGUGGAUAGAACAGCAUAUGAAUUCCAGGCUUAAACCAAGUUACAUCUUAAAUUAUAGUUAAAUAUCUGAAAGUGCUCAUGUUUUGUGUUCAUCAGUAACAAGAAAAAAGUUCAUCUAGGACAAACUUGACCAGCUAUUAAAAGCUUUUGAAUCAGUGAGCAAAAUAUGAAUUUCAUUUGAGUAAAAGUUUCUAUCAUUUUCAAAGACCAAUUUGCACUACAGAAGUUUAGAAAUAGAACUUAUUCCUUUACUCUCCAUACAGUCCUUAAAUGCAGAAGGUAAGGCUCGUUAACAUGUCUUUGUAUGAUCACUGUGGAUGUGCUGUUUUGUACAUAGAAUAAAACACAAAUCAAUUUUUGAUAUAUAAUAAAUUUCAGUCAUAAAUAAAACUGAGCUCAUUGUA
This is a messenger RNA of Liolophura sinensis, 2417 nucleotides long. RefSeq names its product membrane protein BRI3-like. The transcript is spliced from 4 exons. The coding region runs from base 183 to 548 and encodes 121 amino acids. The record is from RefSeq and is a predicted model, not a curated record. NCBI's taxonomy places the organism in Eukaryota, Metazoa, Mollusca, Polyplacophora, Chitonida, Chitonidae.